CAUGGCAGGGAAAGGAUUUGUGAGGUGUCAGAAAUAAGUGAAGAGGACGUCUGCUAUUUGUAAUGCAUGGAUAUUUUCCUAAGGCGAUAACACAGCGCGGAAUGAAACCAAGAGGCAUGCAAAUAGUUUCUACUGCAGGGCUUCACUUUAUCUUUGGGCAUGGAUUUCGAAUUGGAAUGUAGAAAUGACGUCUAAUUUAUUAUUUCAGCCUAGAGAGAGCAGAGCAAAGUGCGUGGCUAGCAACUAGGAUAGAUUCUUCUGUCUAUCGAGCUAACUUCAUUACUGUACUUUUAAAAAAUAGUUUGAUACCAUUAUCUAGCUAACUUUUUCCCAGUUUAGUCGGUCUUUGCAACUUGUCUGUCGAUGACUUUCGACAGCCUUAAACAUUCUGCUAUUCUUUCAACUCUGUUUAAAAUGGCAGACGACAUAGAAUUGAUAGGAGCUUCUGAAUUGAUAAAGGAUCGAUUAUAUUUUGCUACCCUAAGAAGCAAACCAAAAAGCACUGUAAACACGCACUACUUCUGCACGGAUGACGAAUUUAUCUAUGAAAACUUCUAUGCAGAUUUUGGACCCCUCCACUUAGCCAUGCUGUACAGAUACUGCUGUAAACUCAACAAAAAGCUGAAGUCCUUCACACUGACCAGAAAGCGAAUCGUACACUACACCAGUUUUGACCAGCGGAAAAGGGCUAACGCUGCUGUUUUAAUCGGCGCCUAUGCUGUCAUCUACCUAAAGAAGACCCCAGAGGAGGCCUACAGGGCUCUGAUAUCAGGCUCCAACUCUUCAUAUCUUCCCUUCAGAGACGCCUCAUUUGGCAAUUGCACAUACAACCUGACUAUUCUUGACUGCUUACAAGGAAUCCGGAAGGCCCUGCAGCAUGGAUUCUUUGACUUUGAGACGUUUGACGUGGACGAAUACGAGCACUACGAGCGAGUGGAAAACGGAGACUUCAACUGGAUCGUGCCCGGGAAAUUUCUGGCCUUCAGUGGACCCCAUCCCAAAAGUAAAAUAGAAAAUGGCUACCCUCUUCACGCUCCAGAAGCGUACUUCCCCUACUUCCGACAGCACAAUGUUACCUCGGUGGUGCGGCUCAACAAGAAGAUCUACGAUGCCCAGCGCUUCACGGACGCCGGCUUCGACCACUACGACCUGUUCUUCGUGGACGGCAGCACGCCAAGCGACGUCAUCACCCGCCGCUUCCUGCACAUCUGCGAGAGCACCGACGGAGCCGUGGCCGUCCACUGCAAGGCUGGCCUUGGGCGUACAGGCACCCUCAUAGGCUGUUACCUGAUGAAGCACUACCGCUUUACAGCAGCAGAGACCAUUGCCUGGAUCAGGAUCUGCCGACCAGGCUCCGUCAUCGGCCCUCAGCAGCACUUCCUGGAGGAGAGGCAGGCAGCCAUGUGGAUGCAAGGAGACGUGCAGCGUUCGCAGCAGAAGCAGCCGAGGGGAGUGUCUCGCCUCAUCUCCAGCAUGGACGACCUCACCCUCAGCCCCACCCACACCACCAUCACCACCAGCCCUGCUGGCAUCCUCAGGUCCCACAGCACCGACCACCUCCAAGAGAACGACUACAUUGAAGAGAAUGGGCUCUGCAUGACCCAAGGAGAUAAACUGCGUGCCUUAAAGGGCCGGCGCCAGCCCAGUUCGGCCACAACGGGAGCCCUAAGACUUGAAGAGAUGAAAAUGCACACCAGGUCACCGUCCCAACCUUUUAGCAGGAUGAACCUCGGAGUGGGCACUCAGGGCACCAUUUCCCCCAUCAAGUCCUCCAAAGUCCCAUCAUCUUCUGCUUCCGCCGCCGCCAAGAGAAUCAGCCGCAGCUCCUCCUCCUCGGCGUCCAACCUCAAGAGCUCCUCCAUCAACUCCCGGCUAGCCAGCUCCUUAGGCAACCUGUAUGCAGCCAACGGCAGCGAGGACAAUAGGAAGCCGCCUUACGCUCCCCCUUCAUCACCCUCCUCCGCUCCUCCCUCGUCCAUCGUCAUCACGCCAUUGGGCUGGACGGCUCCCAGUCCCGGCUAUGUGGCUAACGCCACGCGUGGCGCCAAUUACCACCACCACGAGGUCAACAACAAUCGUUAUAAUUCCUCCCCCGCCGGGCUCUUUAGCCACGGUGGACUCACGGGGGCCCCACACCACGCUGCAGGCAGGCUGGCGCCCGGGCCUGAGUAUGGCCCCUACAGAUCCCAACAAGGGGGUUACUCCGGCCUGAGCGGACACUCUGGCCGCUACCUCAGCCGAUCAAUCCCCUCCCUUCAAUCUGAAUAUGUUCAAUACUAAAGCAGUGGUUCUGCGUUGACCAAGACCGGACAGACAUCUUGACACUGACCUCUGACCUGGACGGGAUGGAGUCUCCCGCCCCCCUUUUUUUCUCUCCAUCUCCCCCUUCUCCCCUGCUCUCUUCCACAUACUAAAUGGAAAAUUAAUAAACCUUGGCAUCUGA
Molecule: messenger RNA, 2443 nt
Organism: Coregonus clupeaformis (lake whitefish)
Lineage: Eukaryota; Metazoa; Chordata; Actinopteri; Salmoniformes; Salmonidae
Product: dual specificity protein phosphatase CDC14AB
Exons: 16
Coding region: 364-2280 (638 amino acids)
Biological process (GO): microtubule cytoskeleton organization; cilium assembly; positive regulation of cytokinesis
Cellular component (GO): spindle pole; nucleolus; centrosome
Molecular function (GO): protein tyrosine/serine/threonine phosphatase activity; protein serine/threonine phosphatase activity
Source: RefSeq, a predicted model, not a curated record